AUGGCAACACCGCAGAUGCAGAGCGAUAUCAGGCUCGAGCAGCCUUUCGCGGAUUCGAUGGAUACAACCAAGAUUACACCUCCCGAGUCGACACACUCGGUCCAGGACGUGCUCGUCGAGGAUUCGUCUUCUGUCAUAGACCCAGCUGCUCAGGAUGGGGCUCCCGAGGGCCUCGUGAUGGGUGAUGCUGCUGCCACGUCGCAUCCUGGCGACAUUGGUAUCUCUCAGAAUGCAGCGAAUACACCCACCGAAUCGGCAGAUCAUAUUCACGAACCCGCACGUGGGCUAAUGUCAAUCCGUCGUCUGGUGCAAACGGGAAGGGACAUCGUCAAGCUUCCACACAUCUCGGCCAAAGAUUUGAAGCCCGUUGUCAUUGAUAUACCAAGAGAUUGCAUGCGUUGGAGUGGUCUCAUCAACACCUCAGCUGGUCCCCGUGGAGCCCCAGGCUUUACGAAAAGAUCAAUAUCUGACUUCCGUUCUUGCCAGACACCCCGUGGCUGA
Molecule: messenger RNA, 501 nt
Organism: Postia placenta MAD-698-R-SB12
Lineage: Eukaryota; Fungi; Basidiomycota; Agaricomycetes; Polyporales; Adustoporiaceae
Exons: 3
Coding region: 1-501 (166 amino acids)
Source: RefSeq, a predicted model, not a curated record